This is a messenger RNA of Sparassis crispa, 1146 nucleotides long. RefSeq lists its product as hypothetical. Lineage: Eukaryota; Fungi; Basidiomycota; Agaricomycetes; Polyporales; Sparassidaceae. The transcript has 2 exons. The record is from RefSeq and is a predicted model, not a curated record. The coding region runs from base 1 to 1146 and encodes 381 amino acids.
AUGACUGAAAGGUGUGACGAGGCUGUAGUCCACGGUUAUGGAUAUAAAAAGGUUGACAAGGGUGUCAAGCCUGUUCCAGGAAUACUGGCGGACGAGUUCCGGAUCAUGCGGCGUGUUCCCCGUGACCCCAUGCAGAACCUCCCAUCACUCCCCUUCCACCCACCAGACUUCAUCGGCAGAUCAUGUUAUAUGGAGGAACGAUGGCGGGACCUUAACAUCAACAGCGACGGGUUUCUCUGGGAGGAGGAGGUGAAGCUGUUCGAUCACAUCCUCUAUCUCCAUAAGCAAGCGUUCACCUGGGAUGAGUCCAAAAAAGGGAAAUUUAGCGAUGAAUAUUUCGAACCGAUCCGAAUUCCCUAUCAGCAGCAUGUCCCUUGGGCAUUGUGCAACAUUCCUAUUCCACUGGGAAUCCGCGAGCAAGUUAUUCAAGUCAUUCACGAUAAAAUCGCAUCAGGUGUAUACGAGCCAUCGAACUCAUCCUACCGAUCACGCUGGUUCUGCGUCCUGAAGAAGGAUGAGAAGUCGCUAUCACUGCCACAGAUUGAGGAUAUAGUGGAGGCGUUCGGUGAAUGCUCUUGCUAUGCGAGCUUCGACCUGUUCGUCGUGUUCGACCAAAGGACUCUUCACCCGGACUCCCGUGACCUAACGACCUUCCAGAGCCCGCUCGGAGCACUCCGCCUGACCACCAUUCCAAUGGGGUAUACCAACUCAGUCCAGAUCAUGCAUGGCGACGUGACCUUCAUUUUACAAGAUGAGAUACCACAUGUCACGAUUCCCUACAUCGACGACAUCCCUGUAAAGAAUGGGACAAUGCGAUACGAGAUGUCUGACGGAGGAUACGAAGUCAUCCCCCAGAACUCCGGAAUACAUCGCUUCAUCUGGGAGCAUGCAGAGAACGUCAACCACGUGAUUCAUCGUCUGGAGAUGGCUGGUGCGACGCUGUCGGGAAAGAAAUGUAUCAUUUGCGGACCGAAACUUGAAUACCUUGGCGGGUUGUACAACUAUGAAGGUCGGUGGCCUCUGCCAUCUCAUAUACAGAAGAUUGUCAACUGGCUGGCAUGCACAACUGUCACAGAGGUUUGCAGAUUUCUUGGGACCUGCGGUCUCAUUCGGGUCUUCAUCAAAGAUUAUGCGAAGAUGGCAUGA